GAUAGAGUUCAGACGUGCCGUACGACGCGACACUACGAAAAACACGCGGCAAACUCCGUAUCUAGUAAUCAAUAAUAAAACAACAUAACAGGGAAUUAUUUAUAAACAUUUCUGCAUAAUACUACAACAUUAAGAGUUUGUGAAUAAGUGAAUGAUUUUCAGUGAUCCGUAAUUAUGAGAUCUUGUGGAGCGAUCGACUGAACAUCUAACACUGAAAAUGACUGAAACUGGCGUCACGUGAAGAUAGUGAAAGUUAUUACAUAAUAAUUUAUCCGUUUAAUAGUGGAAUCAGUGCAUACGUUGGAACUGUGACAUUAAAUUGUGUAUAACGUCAUGUUGUGUGAAAGGCCUUUACUCUAUAUCUCUUUGUUCAUCGCUUUUGCCGCCCCGCUCACUAAUGCUGAAAAUGCAAGCACACAAGUUGGAUUACCGCACGAAAGCGAAAUAUCGCGAACGAAUCUAACGAAUAUGUACGCGUGGAGCUCCUGGGGCACGUGGAGCGCUUGCUCGAAGACUUGCGGCGGCGGAGUGGCCGUGCAGGAGCGGCAGUGUCUCCCACGGGAUCCUACCAGAUGGCGCCGCAGUAGGAAAAGAAGGAAGCUGGUUCGGAGUACAGACAGACUGAGAAGAUCCCGAGAUGCAGUCAACGUGCCCGACUGUCCCGGUUUGGCAAGACGAUAUCAUGAAUGUAACACAGCGCCAUGUCCCGGGCCAGUGCGCGAUUCUCGGACUGAGCAAUGCUCCGUGUACGACCGCAGGCCUUUCCGUGGAAGAUUCUACACCUGGGUGCCGUACGUUGAUGGUAACGCGCCUUGUACACUGAACUGCCGACCUCGAGGACAGCAGUUUUAUGCGUCGCUUGCGUUGGUAGCUGAUGGGACGCCAUGCACAAAACCUGGCUUCCGGGCUAUAUGUGUGCAGGGGUCGUGUAAGGUGGUAGGUCGAGAAGGUGUGCUUACCUCCGCGACGCGCGAGCUGCAAUGCGGAAGGCGUUUAGUAUCUGGCCUUUUCUCCCGUCCUCGCCUGCCCCUCGGCUACUCCUAUGUAACGACGGUUCCAGCUGGAGCUUGCAGACUGAACGUCUCCGAAAUUGUGUCCAGCGAAAAUUAUAUUGCUUUGCGAGUUACGAAUGGCUCGUAUAUUGUUAACGGCGAAUUCGCUGUUAGUGCCCCAGGCAACUAUGAAGCGGCUGGAGCACGUUUUAUAUACUCUCGAGCUGGUGGACUCGAUAAUAUAUUUGCAAUGGGACCUAUACAUCAAGCCAUCGACAUUAUGGUUCUAUAUACGCAACCGCAUCCGAACAUUAAAUAUGAGUACUUGACUGAUACAUUGCCAGAUGAAACCAGUAACGAUAUUCCAACCGAGAGCAAUGCAACUCCGCAUCACCCAAUGCAGAGACAUCAUCGCCAUCAUAACGCUGAAUCUCACACGAAAGUAUUGGAUAAGUCGGAUCCAAGCUUAUCAAAACACCCAGAUUAUACGUCGAAUGAAAACCCGUACCAUGUGGAGAGUAAUAUUAUUGGAAAUCGACGGUUUAUGUGGAAGAUUCUUUCAUACACGCAAUGCUCACGAUCGUGUGGAGGCGGGCUUCAGAUUGGGAAAUUCAAAUGUGUAGAGCUGGGUCAAAAGGAGGAACGGGAAGUGUCCCCAGCACAUUGUACAGGCGCACCUCCAGCUUCGAGGAGGAGACGGUGUGGAACAAACCCUUGCCCGCCUCGUUGGAGAGCCGCUGCGUGGGGACCCUGUCCAGUGUGUGGUCCAGCCCAUAGAACGAGAAUUGUGGGCUGUGUGCAAGAUCAUGCACGUGGAAUCACAAAGAUCAGUGACCAAAAAUGCCCUCUACCCAUGCCACCUAAUACUGAACCUUGUGACAUUCCCAACUGUGAUGGGACAGCUAUUGCAUCUAAGACCCCAAGACUUGACUCCAGGCGGCAAGUGCGACCAAAAGACCACAUAGAAACAUUCCGCGAUGCUCCUGCUAUAUCUCUAGCUAGUAAUGUGUCGGAUAAUGAAGUCAGUCCCACUUUGGGACCUUCGUAUAGCUUUACAGCUGCCGGAGGAUGGCUUUAUACGGAAUGGUCAGAAUGUGUCGGCUGGUGCGUGGGGGGUGGCGUGCAGUCCCGCGGCGUGCGCUGCGCCGACCCGGCUGGCUGCAAGCAGCGCCCGCCGCACGCCUCGCAAACGUGCUCCGCUAAGAAACAAUGUGAUGCACAAUGGUUCACUGGGGACUGGUCUCCAUGCUCAGCGGAGUGCGGUGGUCGGCAAAUCCGUGGAGUAAUAUGCAUUGGUGGGAACGGUAGGAGGCUGAGAGAUUCUUCCUGUAGAGCACCAAAGCCGGAGGCUGAGCGAGAGUGUGGAGGGACCUGCUCACCUUCCUGGUAUCUGAGUGAUUGGGGAGAGUGCACCGGUCCUUGCGAGGCCGGCGUGGAGUCCCGUACGGUGUGGUGCGCGCGAGGCGGCGCGGCGGGCGCGGCCGGCGCGGCGCGCGACGGCGAGUGCCCCGGGGUCCGCCCGCCAGCGCGGCGCUCGUGCGUGCCCGCACGGUGCUCCACGCGCCCGCAAGAGCAGCCCAUCAAUGCUGUGCAGGAUACCCAAAACCGAGUGACCAGGCACCAAAAUCCAAAUCCCAAGGUGCAGAAUGUGAGGCAGCGUACAUAUAGCGAUGGGGCAUGUGUGGAUAAACUCAGUAACUGUGUGUUGGCGGUGCAGGCUCGUCUCUGUCACUACCACUACUAUGGCGACAACUGUUGCCAAUCUUGCCACGGCCGGUAAACUGAUUGCAUAGGCGCCAACAGGACAAGCGACUAUGACUCAUAGUAUUGUGAUACAAUGGACAAUUAGUGAAUACAUUCUGAUAAAGUACUUGAAGUCAAUAAUUUUUUCGCAUAUAUUUCUGAGUAGAGUCGACUCCGAUAUAGUUGCAAUCUUAAUUGUAUUUCAGUAAGAUAGUAAUAGUUUUGUGAUCUCCAGUAUAUAAGUCGAGAAACUUGUCAGUCUUUUCUUUCGUGACUCGAGCUGGUCACAGCAGAACGUAGGUUUUUGUAGUGGCGAAUGCUCAAAUCAUGAAAGAAAUCGCGGAGGUGUGAAUGGUUCGAAAAUUUUAAUUAAAAAAAAAUAUGUACCAAUGCACUAUAUUUUAUAUUCAACGCACCUUAACAAUAAUUAUUAAACUAUAACUUGCCUCAAUACUUAACUUGAUUCAUUACGCCGAAUUUUCGAAUAAUAUUUAAAAGUAGAGAUUUUCAAAAAUUUGUAUUAUAAUUAGUUUAAGAUCUUCGAUUUUAGAUUUUAAAGGUAGUCAUUUAAAUUGUAGGUUAUGUGAUUAUUAGAUAUAGUCAAACGAUAGUAUUUCUUAUCAUGUAAUUAUAACAUAGAACAGUUAAUCUUUUUUAAUUAUAUUCGCAUCCGCAAAUAUAGUGUGUUCAUUAUUUAUUGAUACUGUAAAAUGGCUUAAUUUAAAUUGUAACUAGAAUGAGUUGCAAUAAAUUAUCAUGCUUUCAUUGUUAUAAAUUUUGACCAUUACAUAAUAAUUAUUUCAUAGAACAUUCUAGUGCACGUUAAUUUAUAGAGAAAUAUGUAAAUAGUUAUUUUUAUGUAUAGCGCAUUUAUUUACUGGCUGUUAAGUAUUUAUGUUAUAGGUUAUAGAGCGCAACCGCCAUAAUUUAUACCAUCACAAUUGUUUUAUUCAACAUAAUGUGUCUAUACUAAUAACGCAUAUA
Messenger RNA from Zerene cesonia (dogface butterfly), 3719 nucleotides. Its product is annotated as thrombospondin type-1 domain-containing protein 4-like. NCBI's taxonomy places the organism in Eukaryota, Metazoa, Arthropoda, Insecta, Lepidoptera, Pieridae. Gene Ontology annotation, biological process: extracellular matrix organization. The transcript has 17 exons. The record is from RefSeq and is a predicted model, not a curated record. The coding region runs from base 334 to 2772 and encodes 812 amino acids.